UGAGAAUUUUCAUUCUUUUGACCAGAAGAGCAACGGUACUGUGAUGUGGAGACGGGGCAUGGUCAUGAGCAUUUUAGAGAUUUUAGUUUAUUUAUUUUUUUUCUCUUUCAGUCUCUUAUCUGAAUGGAAAACACACAAAAGGAGGACAAACACUUGCAAUUUAUGACAAUAACAGCAACAUCCAUUCAAAUAUUGCACACCAGAAUUUUGAAUGUUGCUUCGACAUAUUUUUAUCGCCUGUAUAAGUACUUUUCAUCAGAAAUACAUGUUUUUCAUUCAGCUUGCAAAGUCAAUAGUGAUAUACAAUGUCAAUAAAUAUUGAUGCAUUUGUGAAAGGUUAGUGGGACACAAUGACACACUAGGUGGGAAAAUGCAUGCUGUCCGUUCAGAAUUGAGCCCACGAGGGGUUAACAAUAGGCUUUCCCUUCAUAUAAAAGCGAUUGCUGCAAGGCGAUUUGAGGAAACAGAGACAAGUUCAUCUUGGUUAAACUGAGACGCAAAGAGGUGACCUGAGACAACCUCAUCCAGUCAUGUUUUCAGGGGCUCUACAGACAUGGAUCCACCGAAACAUACUCACCCGGGUGGUCUGUGCUACGCUUGAAAGGCAAAAUGUGAUAAACAAAUCAACCUUCACAAAAAUCGAAGAAAGCACAGAGAAGAAUACGCCAGAGAAAGGCAGAGCAACAAUUAUCUUUUCCCUCAAAAAUGAAGUGGGAGGACUUGUGAAGGCACUCAAACUCUUCCAAGAAAAUCACGUCAACCUUGUGCACAUUGAGUCCAGGAAAUCGAAACGGCGCAACUCAGAGUUUGAAAUAUUUGUGGACUGCGACAGCAACCACGAGCAACUCAAUGAAAUCAUCCAGCUGCUGCGGAAGCACGUGAGCCCGGUGGACAUGGAGCCUCCAGAUAAUUCCUGUGUACAGGACGAAGAUAUGCAUAAGGUACCAUGGUUCCCGAAGAAAAUAUCUGACUUGGACAAGUGUGCUAAUCGUGUCCUGAUGUAUGGUUCCGAUUUGGAUGCUGACCAUCCGGGUUUCAAGGACAAUGUCUACCGCAGAAGAAGAAAGUAUUUUGCAGAUCUUGCGAUGGCCUACAAACACGGUGAGCCGAUUCCCCGCAUUGAGUUCACAGAGGAGGAAGUGAAGACCUGGGGUCUUGUGUACAGAGAGCUCAAGAAGUUGUACCCCAGCCACGCUUGUAGGGAAUACUUAAAAAACCUGCCGCUGUUGUCCAAAUACUGUGAAUAUCGAGAAGACAACAUUCCCCAACUGGAGGAUGUCUCUCGCUUCCUCAGGGAACGUACUGGGUUUACCAUCAGGCCCGUGGCUGGCUACUUGUCCCCCCGUGACUUCCUGGCCGGCUUGGCCUUCCGUGUUUUCCACUGCACACAGUACGUGCGACACAGCUCUGACCCCUUGUACACCCCUGAGCCGGACACCUGUCACGAGCUGCUGGGUCAUGUCCCCCUACUGGCUGAACCCAGUUUUGCACAAUUUUCCCAGGAGAUCGGCCUGGCCUCAUUGGGAACCUCGGAUGAUUCUAUUCAGAAACUGGCCACAUGUUAUUUUUUCACAGUGGAAUUUGGCCUAUGCAAACAGGAAGGACAGCUGAGAGCGUAUGGGGCUGGCCUGCUAUCUUCCAUCAGUGAGCUGAAGCAUGCACUUUCCGGAAAAUCAAGGAUCAUGCCAUUUGACCCCAAAGUUACAUCCAAACAAGAAUGCAUCAUUACAACCUUUCAAGAUGUUUACUUUGUGUCAGACAGCUUUGAGGAGGCCAAAGUCAAGAUGAGGGAGUUUGCGAAGACCAUUAAGCGUCCCUUCACAGUACGGUACAACCCCUACACCCAGAGUGUGGAUGUGCUUAAAGACAUGCCCAGCAUCAAUAGCGUUGUGGAGGAACUCCGACACGAGCUCGACAUUGUGGGCGACGCUCUGAACCGCCUCAAUAAGCAGCUCGGAAUCUGAAAUUUCAAAACCUGCUUGCAGACCGUUUGUGUUGUACCCCAAAGCACUGCUCUAUACAUGCUGCUUGCGUAUCACUGUUUUCAUUACAAUGAAUGUGCACAAAUUUUGGCAAAAACACCCUGUUGUCCUUCUCGCGUACAAAGACUUCCAUGCUAUGACACCAGUGAAUUGCGCAAAUCAAAAGAGCACUGUUUUCAUCCAUUUGGCUUCUACCCUGCAGCAGUCUGUUUGCACCUGUACCAGAAAUUCCCCUGAAUUUAAGUCAGCCAUGUUGUCCAACCUGCUGUUGUACAUGAUCUUGUGAUGUUUUUUUUUUUCAGUAUCCAAUUAAUCUCCAUCGCACCAGUGAUUAAAUAUAAAUUGUACCUUUA
Messenger RNA from Hippocampus zosterae (dwarf seahorse), 2335 nucleotides. RefSeq names its product tryptophan hydroxylase 1 (tryptophan 5-monooxygenase) a (gene tph1a). Lineage: Eukaryota; Metazoa; Chordata; Actinopteri; Syngnathiformes; Syngnathidae. Gene Ontology annotation, molecular function: iron ion binding; tryptophan 5-monooxygenase activity. The transcript is spliced from 11 exons. Gene Ontology annotation, biological process: serotonin biosynthetic process; aromatic amino acid metabolic process. Gene Ontology annotation, cellular component: neuron projection. Bases 531 to 1964 code for a protein of 477 amino acids. The record is from RefSeq and is a predicted model, not a curated record.